This is a messenger RNA of Mercurialis annua (annual mercury), 1495 nucleotides long. RefSeq names its product cinnamoyl-CoA reductase CAD2-like. The transcript is spliced from 6 exons. Gene Ontology annotation, molecular function: oxidoreductase activity, acting on the CH-OH group of donors, NAD or NADP as acceptor. The record is from RefSeq and is a predicted model, not a curated record. Bases 3 to 974 code for a protein of 323 amino acids. NCBI's taxonomy places the organism in Eukaryota, Viridiplantae, Streptophyta, Magnoliopsida, Malpighiales, Euphorbiaceae.
GAAUGAGUGGAGAAGGAAAAGUAGUGUGUGUAACGGGAGGAUCAGGUUACAUAGCUUCUUGGCUUGUCAAGCUCUUGCUCCACAGAGCUUACACCGUUAAAGCCACCGUUUCCAAUCUAAAUGACCUUGAGAAAACACAACAUUUGGUUUCACUUGACGGAGCAAAAGAGAGACUUCAGUUGUUGGAAGCAAAUUUAGUAGAAGAAGGAUCUUUCGAUUCAGCAGUUGAUGAAUGUGAAGGUGUAUUUCAUGUAGCUUCUCCUGUCUUUUCCACAAAUGACCCACAGAAAUUGGUUGAACCAGCUAUUAAGGGAACCCUAAAUGUUCUGAAGUCAUGUUCAAAAGUAUCUUCUAUCAAGAGAGUGGUUGUAACAUCUUCUAUGGGAGCAGUUAUGUUCAAUGGAAAACCUGUAACUCCUGAUACACUUGUUGAUGAGUCUUGGUAUUCUGAUACAGCUUUCUGUCAGGAAAAUAAGCUGUGGUAUAUGCUUUCAAAAACCUUAGCUGAGGAUGUCACUUGGAAAUUUGCCAAAGAAAAUGGUAUGGACUUGGUUACGGUGCAUCCAGGCUUGACAAUUGGCCCGCUCUUACAGCCAAAACUUAAUCUCUCCGUCGAGAUUAUAUUGAACCAUAUAAACGGUCAAACAUUUCCAAAUGGCAAUUUUAGAUUUGUUGAUGUUAGAGAUGUCGCUAACGCGCAUAUUCUAGCUUUUGAAAGACUAGAAGCUAGCGGCAGAUAUUGUUUAGUUGGACAUGUUGCGCACUUCUCCGAGUUCUUGAAUAUUUUGCGCCGACAAUACCCUAAACUAUCCAUUCCUGAAAAAUGUGUAGAUGACGAUCUUUUCGUGCCGAAAUAUAAAGUAUCCAAAGAGAAAGUGAAGACUUUGGGUUUGGAGUUUACUCCUUUGGAGCUCACCACUAAGGACUUCAUAGAGAGCUUGAAAAUGAAAGGCUUUAUUAAUAUCUCUGAUUGAUGUGAUUUAAAUUUUAAAGGCUUAAUCACCAAAAAAAACCCUCACCUUUUAGCCCCUUUUCAGUUGCACCCUGACGUUGCAAUUUUGUCAAUUGCACCCUAAUUUGCACCUUUGGGUUUCAAUUCCACCCUCAAAAUUAAAUUGGACUUUUUUCACUCGGAAAAAAUUCAUAAAAACCCUUAUAAAGUACUCGUUUGAACUCUUUUUCACAUAAAAAGUUAAAAAUUGAUGACUUAUUUCAAUUUUUUUCGAAUGAAAAAGAGAUCAAUUUAGUACUUGAGGGUGGAAUUGAAAACUAAAGGUGCGAAUUAGGGUGUAACUGACAAAAUUGCAACGUCAGGGUGCAUUUGAAAAGGGGCUAAAAGGUGAGGGUUUUUUUGGUGAUUAAGCCAAUUUUAAAUCCUUUGUUGGUCUUUUUUUCUCUUAAAUAAAAAAAUUAUAGCCAUCUAUGACUUCUUUUGUUGUCUAUUUCGUUGAUGGUUUGUUUUUACUGUUGGCGUCAAUUAUCUUUUCUAAUAAUU